AGAUUACCACGCUUAAUAUGACUAGCGAGGCUGGCUCGAGGAAAGAGCCAAGUCCUCGUGAGGAAAGGAUUGGAUUGGAUAAGGAUGGAGGCUAUGUGAACAGUCGAGGGGAAGGACUGUCACAUAGAUUUCAGGAUGGAAUGCCCGGGGAUAAGGGCAAGGGAAAGGAUAAUGGAUUGAAUGGAAGUGCGUCAGGCUCGAGGACAGAGCGGAUAGCACAUGGACAAAAUAUGACACAAAGGAGGAGUCGCUCGCGACAUCGAUCAAGUGACUAUGACAGCGAGGAAGAGUACAGGAGGAGGAGAAGGAACAGGAGAACAAGGAGGAGGAGGAGUUAUUCGUCAUCUGGAUCAUCUGGACCUGGAGGAUCACCGGUACUGCCUACCAGAAGGACUCGAGGAGAGAGAAGUAAGGGAUCUGAUCCUAAUAUUAUGUUAGACAAAUUUUUGAACAUCCUUGAUAAUUUCAAACGUUCGGAUAAGCCCAAAUUAACUUUUAACACAAAUGUAGUGCCUGAAUUUGAUCCGAGUUCGAAGGAGCAGACCAUUCUCACUUGGCUAACGAAAGUGGAAGAGUGUGCACAAAUUUAUGGAUGGGAGGAUAAAGAAAUAAUCCACUAUUCGUUACCCAAGCUGACUGGUCUAGCUAAAACAUGGUACCAGGGCUUAUCCACGUUGUUAUUCACUUGGACUGAAUGGAAACAGAAGUUAAUAGAAUCAUUUCCUUAUCGGGAGGACUACGCUGAACUAUUAACGGAAAUGUUAGCUAAGAAAGUUAAAUACGGCGAGUCGUUUGAGCACUACUAUUACGCGAAAGUCAACUUGCUUAACCGCUGUAAGAUCUACAACAAACAUGCAGUUGACUGCCUUCUUAACGGUAUAGAGGAUCGCACUGUCAAAGUCAGUGCUCAAGCGGCUCAGUUUAAGGAACCUGAAGAAGUCCUUAAAUAUUUUAGAACUAUAAAAGUUGGCCAACCCCGUGACAAUAAUAAUGCAGCAUCCUUUAAAAAAAAAAAAUAA
Messenger RNA from Cydia fagiglandana, 1019 nucleotides. RefSeq lists its product as uncharacterized. The record is from RefSeq and is a predicted model, not a curated record. The transcript has a single exon. NCBI's taxonomy places the organism in Eukaryota, Metazoa, Arthropoda, Insecta, Lepidoptera, Tortricidae. The coding region runs from base 18 to 1019 and encodes 333 amino acids.